AUGGCCUUCGGAAGGAAAACGGGAAGUAUUCUAGCGACUACACUUUCGCUACUUCUUCCUGCUGUCAUCUGCACUGUCAAGAUCAAACCCCUGGUGUUUGAGGAUCAGCUGUUAUGGGUGAGCGGAGUGGAGGGGGAGGUGAACACCUACAGGAUCCCUCUGAUCACCUUUACCACCAUGGGAAGUCUGCUGGCUUUCGCCGAGGGUAGGAAGUCUUCAUCCAGUGACGAGGGAGCAAAGUUCAUCGCGAUGCGGCGGUCUAUUGACAAAGGAUCCACGUGGUCACCAACCAGCUUCAUUGUUGACGACGGACUUGACCGGGACGGCCUUAACCUAGGCUCGGUGGUUGUAGACCAGGAAGUGGGCUCGGUUAUCCUGGUCUAUACUAUCUGCUUUCACCUGGAUAAUUGUAAUCCCGCUAGUACCAUGAUGGUAGAAAGCAAGGAUGACGGCCUGAGCUGGAGUCAACCCAGAAACCUCUCGGUCCAGCUUGGAGUCAAAAAUUUUGCUCCUGGACCAGGUUCUGGCAUCCAGAAGCGUUAUGAGCCAAACCAAGGAAGGUUGGUGGUUUGCGGUCAUGGAACGAUAGAAGGGGAUGGUGUAUUUUGCAUCCUGAGUGAUGACCAUGGGGACACAUGGUUUAACGGCGCAGCGCUGAAAAGCAUCCCUUACAACCAGAAAAAGAGGCCGCUGGACUUUAAUCCUGAUGAAUGCCAGCCAUUUGAAAUGACCGAUGGGAGCAUUGUCAUCAAUGUGCGAAACCAGAACAACUACCACUGCAGGUGUCGCGUGGUGGUGCGAAGCCGGGAUGGCGGAAUGUCACUGCCCAUAGAUGACCUGUAUUUCGACUACGAGCUGGUGGAUCCGGCGGUAGCAGCUGGGGCCUUUCAGAAAGAGGGGGUGCUCUUCUUCACCAACCCCUCCAACGCACAACAUAGGAUUAACCUGACCUUACGUUGGUCAGAGACUGACGGUUUGUUCUGGGAGAAAGAGGCUCUCCAGAUAUGGUCUGGCCCAAGCGGUUACUCCUGUAUUACCUCACUGGAUAGUGGCUCUGCAGACGACCGGAAACACAUUUUCGUCAUUUACGAAAAGGGCCACGAAAACUACUGGGAAACCAUAUCUUUUGCAAAGAUCCACCUUUACGGAGGCCAUUGA
Messenger RNA from Nerophis lumbriciformis (worm pipefish), 1158 nucleotides. The record is from RefSeq and is a predicted model, not a curated record. Lineage: Eukaryota; Metazoa; Chordata; Actinopteri; Syngnathiformes; Syngnathidae.